Messenger RNA from Megalops cyprinoides (Indo-Pacific tarpon), 1874 nucleotides. RefSeq names its product transcription factor AP-4-like. NCBI's taxonomy places the organism in Eukaryota, Metazoa, Chordata, Actinopteri, Elopiformes, Megalopidae. The transcript has 7 exons. The record is from RefSeq and is a predicted model, not a curated record. Gene Ontology annotation, molecular function: DNA-binding transcription factor activity, RNA polymerase II-specific; RNA polymerase II cis-regulatory region sequence-specific DNA binding; protein dimerization activity. Gene Ontology annotation, cellular component: nucleus. Gene Ontology annotation, biological process: regulation of transcription by RNA polymerase II. The coding region runs from base 880 to 1854 and encodes 324 amino acids.
UGUGGUCGAAAUGCGCUGUCUUCCACCUCUUCUUCCCUUUCGGCUUGAACUUUCCCUUUCGAGCGUUUCAGUAAAAAUUCCUCUCUGUGUAAUAAAAAAAAAAGCCUUCUGAAUAUUUUUGAAGUCUGGCAAGGAGAAAACACGGCUAAUUCAAGUGUUCAGCAGCUGAUUGCUUAACCAUCGUCGAUAUUUUCAGACAGCAAAAAAAAAGCAAAAUGAAGAUGCAGGAGAGAAAUGUAAAAAACGACAAAUCGCAACACGAUUUAUUCGGUCAUAAAAUAUGGCGAAAUAAUUGGUGUCAGUUUCCAGCGAAAAGGAUUAUCCUUUUUACGCCUUCAGAAACCCGUUCGGAAUGUAAACUUAAUCUUCUACACCCAUGAGAAAGACUCUUAAUUUGAUGGCGAUAACAGCGGCGAUAAAGGAAAAAAAAUGUAGACAUCAGCGGCUGUUAAAUUCAGUACGCUGGUUGUUGCUUCUUGGAUUCAAGGUGCAUCGCUUAUUGGCGACGCUGGUCAAGUGGUUUUUCUAUGGGUGGUCGUCCUCGGAGGGUGGGAGGGGGGCGCGCUGAGAGAUAGAGAGGGAGAUGCCGGCGGGGCGGGGGGGGUCCCCUUCUUCUUUGCUUCGUUUCCAGCUGUUGUCUCUCUCUCUCCCUGUUCGGUAUGCUCUGCAGGUCCCCGAACCUCGUAUUUAACGCGAUCUCUUUCUCUCUGUCUCUCUCUCUCUCUCUGUCUCUCUCGCCUUCGCCGUGAGGGGACGUGCGAGUGGUGUGGUGGUCUCCCUGCGGCCGUCUGAACGCAGGCAGGACCCGGACCCGAGCCAGCCCGUGUUUCCCCUCUCCUCGCACUCAGAGGACCAGCCCCGAGUCUGCCAGCUCAGCGCAUGCUUGCAGCUCCGCCCAUACACCAUGGGCAGUCCCGGGCUCCCAGCCAGAGCCUGGCGAACAUCCCCCUGACCCCGGAGACGGCGCGGGACCAGGAGCGCCGCAUCCGCCGCGAGAUCGCCAAUAGCAACGAGCGCCGCCGCAUGCAGAGCAUCAACGCCGGCUUCCAGUCCCUCAAAACGCUCAUCCCGCACAGCGACGGAGAGAAGCUCAGCAAGGCGGCCAUCUUGCAGCAGACGGCGGAGUACAUCUUCUCCCUGGAGCAGGAGAAGACCCGGCUGCUGCAGCAGAACACACAGCUCAAGCGCUUCAUCCAGCAGGAGUUCAGCGGCUCCUCCCCCAAGCGGAGGCGGGCGGAGGAGAAAGACGAGGGGAUUGGUUCCCCCGACAUCCUGGAGGAGGAGAAGGCGGAGGACCUCCGGCGGGAGAUGAUCGAGCUCCGGCAGCAGCUGGACAAGGAGCGCUCGGUCCGCAUGAUGCUGGAAGAACAGGUGCGCACUCUGGACGCUCACCUGUACCCGGAGAAGCUGAAGGUGAUCGCCCAGCAAGUGCAGGAGCAGCACGCGCAGACGCAGACGCAGACGCUGCUCCGGCUGCAGCAGCUGCACGAGCAGCAGGAGAGGGAGCAGACCCCGCACAGUCCGCAGGUCCUGGCCCCUGCCACGCCCCCGGCCCCCACUCACCACCCCACGGUUAUCGUCCCCGCCCCCACGUUGCCUCCCCCGUCCCAUCACGUCACCGUGGUUACCAUGAGCCCAGCCUCCGUCAUCAACACAGUGUCCACGUCACGGCAGAACCUGGACACCAUCGUGCAGGCCAUCCAGCACAUCGAGGGCACGCAGGAGAAGGCCGGCGGGGCAGAGGAGGACCAAAGGAGAGCCGUCAUAGUCAAACCCGGCCGCCUCCCGCCAGACGCCGCCGGCUCAGACACCGCCUCCGACAGCGAGGAGCACGAGGACAGCAUGCAGCCCUGAUCUCGCACACGCACACACAC